AUGAAGGACCGCCGCACGCUGUCCUCCUACAGCUCCGUUUACAUUCCGCCGCACCACCGUUUACGCUCCGUCGCCAAUUUCAACAACUCUCCCUCUCCAGUUAGCGCCAAACCCCACGAAAACCCUACACACGCUGUUUCUACUCUGCAACCGUCGUUGACGGAACCAGUUCCCGAUAAGGCUCAUUCGCGUUUCGUUUCUGCUUAUGACGACACUGUUUCCGAGGAAGGCUCCGAUCGUGAAUUCGAACCUCCCUCGGUAACGAAUGCUUCCCUUAAUGAUAAUACGGAUGAGUGGAAGCGGAAAUUUACCGUGCUCUUAAAUGACAAGAGUAAGCACGAGUUGAUCUCGAGAGAGAAAAAGGAUAGGCGUGAUUUUGAGCGAAUAGCAGUUCUAGCAAGCAGAAUGGGGUUGUAUAGCCAUGUGUAUGCUAAGGUUGUUGUCUUCAGUAAGGUCCCACUUCCAAAUUACAGAUAUGAUUUGGACGAUCGGAAGCCUCAGAGGGAGGUGACCUUGUCUAUCACCACAUUUACCCGUGUUAAUGCAUAUUUUGAGGAAUAUCGUAGCCAAAAAUCCAGGAUGAGCAGAAGCUGCUCGGAUUUGUCAUCUGCAAGAUCAAGCAGUAAUGGCAGUAUUGGUAUGGAUGAGGGGCUUUUUAACCAUCCUGAGCCACUAGCAUCAAGUAAGGCUGUUAUGGAGAAAAUUGUUUGGCAGAGGAGCUUACAAAUGCGUGAUCAGCAGCAAGUUUGGCAGGGCAUGCUGGAGUGGGGCAAAACUGAAAACUAUGAUAGGUGGAACAAGUUUAUAUCUUUGGACCAUGAUUACUCCAUUUUGCUUGGUGUACACAUCUGGUACAUACCUGGUGCAGGACUACAAGAAUCUCCUGAAGGAAGUAGAAUGCUAGAAUUUCGUAGAAGUCUCCCAGCUUAUAAAAAGAAAGAAGCAAUCUUAUCAGUCAUAUCAAGGAAUCAGGUAGUUAUCAUUUCAGGCGAAACAGGUUGUGGCAAGACAACACAAAUUCCACAAUUUAUUUUAGAAUCUGAGAUAGAAUCAGUUCGUGGAGCUGCUUGUAAUAUCAUAUGCACACAGCCAAGACGCAUUUCAGCCAUGUCAGUUUCUGAAAGAGUGGCCUGCAUUUUGUUAAGAAGAUUACUAGCUGAUAGAAAGUUAAAAGGUGUAACUCAUGUUAUUGUGGAUGAAAUUCAUGAGCGAGGGAUGAAUGAAGAUUUUCUGCUUAUUAUCCUUAAAGAACUCCUUCCAUAUCGGCCAGAACUGAAACUGAUUUUGAUGAGUGCUACCCUGGAUGCAGAGCACUUUUCUUCGUACUUCAAUGGGGCUCCGACUAUGUUUAUUCCGGGCUUCACAUACCCUGUUAGAACUCAUUUUUUGGAGAACAUUCUUGAAAAGACGGGCUACAGAUUAACUCCUUAUAAUCAAAUUGAUGAUUAUGGUCAAGAAAGGAUGUGGAAAAUGAAUAGACAGGCCCCAAGAAAGAGGAAAAGUCAAAUUGCUUCCGUGGUAGAGGAUGCAAUUAGAGCUGCUGAUUUCAAAGGUUACAGUCCACGUACACAGGAGUCUUUGUCAUGUUGGAAUCCUGACUGUAUUGGUUUUAGUCUCAUAGAAUAUAUUUUAUGCAAUAUAUGUGAGAAUGAAAGGCCUGGUGCUGUUUUGGUUUUCAUGACUGGAUGGGAUGAUAUAAGCUCUCUGAAAGAAAAGCUCCUGACACAUACUGUCUUGGGAGAUCCAAACUGUGUUUUGUUGCUUACAUGUCAUGGCUCAAUGGCUAGUUCAGAACAGAGGUUAAUAUUUGAAGAGCCUGAAGAUGGAGUAAGAAAAAUAGUGUUAACAACAAAUAUUGCUGAAACCAGUAUCACAAUAAAUGAUGUUGUUUUUGUUCUUGACUGCGGAAAAGCAAAAGAAACAUCAUAUGAUGCCCUGAAUAACACGCCUUGUCUGCUUCCUACAUGGAUCUCUAAGGUUUCUGCUCAACAACCUUAUCUGGAAAUUUCCAUUGUGUUGAAAGGCCAGAGAAGAGGAAGAGCUGGUCGGGUACAACCAGGAGAGUGUUACCAUCUCUACCCUAGAUGUGUGUAUGAUGCUUUUGCAGAGUAUCAGUUGCCAGAAAUUUUGAGAACACCUUUGCAAUCUCUCUGUUUACAAAUUAAAAGUCUACGACUUGGAAGUAUAUCUGAGUUCUUGUCCAGGGCAUUGCAGUCUCCUGAGAUACUUGCGGUACAAAAUGCAAUUGAGUAUUUAAAAAUAAUUGGAGCUUUGGAUAAAGAUGAGAAUCUCACUAUUCUAGGGCGCUAUCUGACAAUGCUUCCUAUGGAGCCCAAACUCGGCAAGAUGCUAAUAUUAGGUGCUAUUUUCAAUUGCCUGGAUCCUAUAUUAACUGUUGUUGCUGGGCUUAGCGUGCGAGAUCCUUUUCUAACACCAUUGGAUAAAAAGGAUCUUGCAGAGGCAGCAAAAUCUCAAUUCUGUGGUGCAUACAGUGACCACCUUGCACUUGUAAGGGCAUAUGAAGGCUGGAAAGAUGCUGAAAUGGACCUGGGUGGAUAUGAAUACUGCUGGAAAAAUUUUCUUUCCUGGCAAUCCAUGAAAGCUAUUGAUGCUCUUCGGAGAGAGUUCAUAUGUCUGCUCAAGGAUACUGGAUUAGUUGACAGCAGCGCAGCUAGCUGCAAUGCAUGGGUCUCCGAUGUAAAUCUUAUCCGAGCAGUUAUUUUCUAUGGUCUAUAUCCUGGAAUUGGUUCUGUUGUGAAUAACGAGAAAUCAUUCUCUUUGAAAACAAUGGAGGAUGGUCAAGUGCUCCUAUAUUCGAACUCAGUGAAUGCUCGGGAAACUAAAAUUCCAUAUCCAUGGCUAGUUUUCAACGAGAAGAUAAAAGUGAACUCAGUUUUUCUCCGUGAUUCAACAGCAGUGUCUGAUUCAGUGGUUCUUCUAUUUGGUGGAAGCUUAUUGAAAGGAGAUGCUGAUAAUCACUUGAAAAUGUUGGGAGGAUAUCUUGAGUUUUUUAUGGAUCCCAGUGUUGCAGAAAUGUAUCAGAGUAUUAGGAGAGAACUUGAUGCCUUCAUUCAGUGCAAACUACUUUUUCCCAGAAUGGGCAUACAGUGGUAUCAUGAUCUCCUAUCUGCAGUACGGCUGCUAAUUUCAGGUGACAAAUGUGAAGGUCGAUUUGUAUUUGGUCGCCAGGUCCUUAAAUCAUCAAAGAAAUCUGUUAUGAUGGCCUCACAUCCAACCUUGGUUUCAAGGACUGAGAGUGGACCUGGGGGAGAUAAUUCUAAAAGUCAGCUCCAAACCUUGCUUACAAGAGCAGGAUAUGCGGCACCCGUCUACAAGACUAAACAAUUGAAGGACAGUCAGUUUCAGGCUACAGUUGAAUUCAGUGGAAUGCAGGUAAUAGGUCAACCUUGUAACAAUAAAAAGAGUGCAGAAAAGGAUGCUGCAGCAGAGGCACUGCAGUGGCUGAUGGGUGGAAAGCAAACAGGCAGGGAGUAUAUCGAUCACGUGUCGAAGUUACUUAAGAAAAGUAAGAAGGAUCACAAUUGA
This is a messenger RNA of Sphenostylis stenocarpa, 3546 nucleotides long. NCBI's taxonomy places the organism in Eukaryota, Viridiplantae, Streptophyta, Magnoliopsida, Fabales, Fabaceae. The record is from the annotation of a GenBank genome assembly.